UAUAUUACAAAGCUUGAACUCUUGUUCAAGGCCAAGUUGAUCCAUCCGGCACAUAUGAUUGGAUCCAGAAUAGUGCAGUUGAAUAUUCAUCUUUCGAAAGUCCAAUUUAAUUUUUAUCACCAGACCUCGAUGGCUUCCUUGCUGGUUCCUCCAACUUCUAUACGUGGAAAAAAUUCAUUGGAUUACGAAGCAUUUAAUAUAACAUUAAAAAACAUACCCUGUGUAGUUUUAGCAGAUCAAUAUUUAAGGCAAUUUAUUAAUAAGCUACGACCAUUUUUCUUAAAGUUUCGUAGUUUUAAGUCGGUUCAGUCUUUGGAAACUAUCGACGGCCAAUAUAUCGUUUAUUUAGACCCACGCAAAAUAAAAAAUGUCACAGAUGUUCUUAAAAAAGAAAUACUUUGGAAUAAACUGUAUAAAGAAGUUGAAUUAAAAUUAUCUUAUAUUAAUUGGCAGCCUCACGAAGUUCUUAAUGCUAUUUUACCUGAAGAUAUCGAGGUGCCGACAUCGUUUAGUCAAGUUGGACACAUCAUUCACUUAAAUCUCCGCAAUGAACAAUUACCGUACAAAAAUGUAAUAGGUCAAGUUUAUCUUGAUAAAAUUCCUAACGUCAAAACAGUAGUAAACAAGGUAAAUAUCAUUGACAAUGUAUAUAGGAAUUUUGCAAUGGAAAUUUUGGCUGGCGAACAAAAUACAAUGGUGUCUGUUAAAGAAAAUGGUUGUAUUUAUCAUUUUGACUUCUCUAAAGUGUAUUGGAAUCCAAGGCUAGGUACAGAGCAUUUUGCUUUAGUAAAUUUUAUGAAAAAAGGGGAUGUACUUUACGAUAUAUUUGCCGGUGUAGGUCCAUUUGCCGUUCCAUCCGCUCGCAAAGGCAUUAGAGUUUUAGCAAAUGAUCUAAAUCCAGAAUCUUACAAAUGGUUGGUUAAGAAUGCGCAAGUAAAUAAAGUAACGGAUUUAUUAAUGGCUUUUAAUAAAGAUGGGCGAGAAUUUUUGAAGGUGGAUGUCAAAAAAGAUAUUGUAGAGAGAAGAGAAAAAAAUGAUAACGGCUCAGAGCAUAUAGUAAUGAAUUUGCCGGCCCUCGCAGUCGAAUUUUUAGACGUCUUUGAGAAUUGGUUGAGUAGCGAGGAAAUAGAUAAAGUUUGCUUAAAUCCUCCAGUGGUGCACGUCUACUGCUUCAUUAAAGCUAGUAAGAGCGAUGAUUUUUAUGCUUUAGCUAAACUAUAUAUCGAGAAAAAACUUGGGUAUAACCUUCCCUCCGAGUCUUUGCUAAAUAUUCAUCAAGUGAGAAACAUAGCGUCAAAUAAAGAGAUGAUGCGGGUAUCUUUCUUGUUGACCAAAAAUAUGUUGAAAGAGGAGCCAGCAAUGAAAAAAUUGAAACAUGUGAAUGAUAAUGAUGAUGAUAAUUUUUUAGGAAAUAAUGGGGAAGAACAAGAACAAGAUAAAGAAUGUAUUUAAGGUUUCGGGCCCUCGCUCUCAAAGAGCUAAGGCAAAAGCUAAGAAGGUGAAGACUGCUCUAAAGAAAUUGGAUCUUGGACAGGGAAGUAAGUUGAAUAAGGAAAAGACUAUUCUCAUAAA
Molecule: messenger RNA, 1572 nt
Organism: Ceratosolen solmsi marchali
Lineage: Eukaryota; Metazoa; Arthropoda; Insecta; Hymenoptera; Agaonidae
Product: tRNA (guanine(37)-N1)-methyltransferase
Exons: 2
Coding region: 55-1452 (465 amino acids)
Biological process (GO): mitochondrial tRNA methylation; tRNA N1-guanine methylation
Cellular component (GO): cytoplasm; mitochondrial matrix
Molecular function (GO): tRNA (guanine(37)-N1)-methyltransferase activity
Source: RefSeq, a predicted model, not a curated record